Didymodactylos carnosus is the source of this 1290-nucleotide messenger RNA. NCBI's taxonomy places the organism in Eukaryota, Metazoa, Rotifera, Eurotatoria, Philodinida, Philodinidae. The record is from the annotation of a GenBank genome assembly.
AUGGGUUCUGAAACUGCAUGUAGCUUAAUUGGCGGUGGUUUAAUCGUACUGCUAAUAGCCGGCUAUUUUGGUCAACAGUUUCUACCACCACCUAAACCUAAAAUAAUUGGACUUGACUUAGGCACAACUUACUCGUGUGUGGGUAUUUAUCAUGCAAUAAGUGGUGUAAUUGAAGUUAUUCCAGCACAACGAAACCGCUCAUGUAUGCCAUCAAUUGUCUCAUUUCUAUCUGAUACUGACAUUCGGAUUGGUUAUGAUGCAAAUGAUUUAAUAGAAACAAAUUCAAAAUACACUAUUUAUGAUACAAAACGUUUUAUAGGUAAAAAAUAUACAAAAGAGAAUCUAGAUAAAAUACAGAAGAAUUAUCCAUUUGAAUUAGUCCUUAAUUCUGAUGGCUACGUUGAAUUUGUCAUAUCGUCCAAUGGUACAACUGUAUCAGCUCAAAAAAUUGGCUCUAUUAUAUUGAGACAUUUAAAAACAUUAGUUGAACAACGUUUAAACAUCAAAAAAAUGUAUGAGUGUGUCUUAAGUGUUCCAGCUGAAUUUGAUAAAGAACAAAUUGAUGCAACAGUUUUAGCUGCUGAAUUAGCACAAUUAUCAGUAAGGAGAACAAUCUCUGAACCAACAGCAGCCGCUCUUGCCUAUGGUCUACACAAAAAAUCAAAUAUUCAAUAUAUUCUUGUUAUUGAUAUUGGUGGUGGUACAACAGACAUUAGUCUCUUGCAUGUACAAGGUGGAAUGUUUAAAGCACAAGCAAUGGCUGGAAAUAAUCGUCUGGGUGGACAAGAUUUUAAUCAGAACACGGUAAAUUUUGUGAUGAAUGAAAUGAAUUUGAAUAAAGCAACACUUGAUCCAAACGUUUUACAACAUUUAAGAACUGAAAUUGAACGUUGUAAAUUAGAAUUUUCAUCACAAACAUCAUGUUUAAUUAAUUCGUCUUUUACAUUAUCACGUGAAACGUUUGAAACUAUCAAUAAAAAUUUAUUUAAAAAAAUCGUAGAGCCACUCGAUCGAAUAUUUGAAUAUGUUGGUGAGGAUAGUGAGAAUAAUGGAUUAAAGCCAAAAGAUAUUGAUGAAAUUGUGUUAGUGGGUGGAUCAACAAGAAUGUUAAAAAUUCGACAGUUAAUAGAAGAAUAUUUUAAUAAAAAACCAAAUACAAAUAUUGAUCCUGAUGUUGCAGUAACAUACGGGGUGGCAAUACAAGCCGGAAUUCUAGGAGGUAUGUGGCCAUUGUCAGUUGGUGUGAUAGAAGUAAAGACAGCUGUUGAAAAAAUACAUAUUGAGCCCUGA